AGAUCUUUAAUACUUUUGCUUACAGCAUAUAUGUUCUAUAUUUGUAUCCACAUAUAUAUUCAGUCAUUUGGUUUUGUGUUGUGUCAAUAGACGUUGCCAAUAUCUGAACAAAAGUUGAAUAAAUGACCCUCCACUGGAACUAUCUAGCUUUAUGGCUGUUAUGUAUUGUGGGCGCGUUACAGCCCAUAAAAUCAAGUGAAUACAUAGGCAGGCCCUUUCCGAGACACGACAAAUGGUCGCAGGCGAUUAAGGGGGACUAUAUACCGAUGCAAUUUUACGAAGCGAUGCGAUCAGCGGAGGACUCCAAGCAAGCUUUUCAAAAUCAAUUGAGGAACUUCAAAGAGCAUCUUCAGAGAAAUCUGACUAUGUCAAAUGUUCUUUCGCUCGGACAUGAAAAUCAGCUAAACACACAGCAUCAGAGAACAAAGUUACACGAAUUGUCCGAGUUCUUCUAUGCAGCUGCUGAUGCAGCUAGAAUAUUUGCACGAGAUUCCGAAACUUCCUACGAAGUUGCGAAGAACUCAAGCUAUACGCUAUUGCUGCAGCUUCGACAGAUUCCAUCGACGCAGCCGAUUCCAGUCAAAAUGCAUCUAACUAAUUAUUUUGCAGAAAUGGAAUUCUUUCACAUCAUGUUUUCCGAGAUCAUUGACGAAGCCCUAGAAUAUACGCAAAACAUUUUACUCGCUACCCAAAAGACCUUCACAUACUACGCCGAUGUCCAGCGAUUCGUUCUGCAGAAUUGGAACUUUAAGGGCGACGUGGGCUGCUGUCAGGAGUAUAUGGAGUUCCUGAAGCACUAUUCCGACCAAAUCUUCAAGUGCGCAGCCGGACGUGGCCUCAACGUCGCAUUCGAUGUGUUCGCAAUGACCGAGCUGACGAGCAAAUAUAUUAUGCGACAGCUCGAAUUUCGUAUUCAAAGGCUUUUCAACUGUCUUUAUUUGGGAAGUUAUGAAAUCCGAUGCAAAUUUCUACUAAAUGCUGAAAAAGAUUUCGAAAUGUUGUUCACCAAAAUUGAGGAGCUCGAAAUAUUCUAUGACCUCAGAAUGAAAAAUGGACGAGUAUCAGCCCUUCGACAACGACGCCAAAACCACAUUGAAGAGGCGGCGCCAACUGGAGUUAAAGCACUGGACAAUUGUAUUCCGCUCGACUUUCCACGCAGCCAAAUGCAUAAAAGUUUAAAGCAAUGUUUUUAUAGCAUAACAGAAUAUUAAUCUAUUUUUGUUUUUAUAUACAUAUAAUACA
Drosophila arizonae is the source of this 1242-nucleotide messenger RNA. RefSeq lists its product as uncharacterized. Lineage: Eukaryota; Metazoa; Arthropoda; Insecta; Diptera; Drosophilidae. The record is from RefSeq and is a predicted model, not a curated record.